This is a messenger RNA of Populus euphratica (Euphrates poplar), 1429 nucleotides long. Its product is annotated as patellin-4-like. The record is from RefSeq and is a predicted model, not a curated record. Gene Ontology annotation, molecular function: lipid binding. The coding region runs from base 1 to 1398 and encodes 465 amino acids. The transcript is spliced from 4 exons. Lineage: Eukaryota; Viridiplantae; Streptophyta; Magnoliopsida; Malpighiales; Salicaceae.
AUGAUUGAAUCUUCAUAUCAACAACAAUUAACGGAGGAGAAAAUUGAGAAGAGGCACCAAGACAACGAAGACAGGAUGAUUAAAAAAGGGCAGCAAGAGGGUAAUGGGAAAAAAGUUACCUUCCAAGAUCAAGAGAUCUACAUAGAAAAUCUUAAUCAAUCAGCUGUUCAAGAAAAUGAAGAAACAGCUGCUUCUAUUGAAUUGGAGAUGAGAAAGCAAAAGGCCUUGAACAAAUUCAGGAGCAUGGUGGAAGGCGCAAUUAUUGAUAAUUAUCUUCUAGAAAAACCCAAAAAGAGUUUCUUAAGGAGAGAAUCAGAGAGGGAGAAACAGCAUCAAAGGGAGAUUAGCCUUUGGGGUGUGCCUUUAUUGCCAAGUAAAGGCCAUGCGAGCACCGAUCUUGUGCUGUUAAAAUUCCUGACAGCAAAGGACUUUAAGGUUAACGAAGCUUUCAAGAUGCUUCGCAAUGCUCUAAAUUGGCGGAACGAAUACAGGAUAGAUGCUAUUCCUGAAGAGAAUUUACAUGUCGGCCUUGAAAAAUUUGCGUACAUAAAUAGCGUCGGAAAACAAGGUCAGCCUGUGCAUUAUAUUUUGUACGGGGCUUUCAAGGACAAGGAAUUGUACAGGAAAGUAUUAGGAACAGAAGAGAAUCGCGAAAAGUUUUUGAGAUUAAGAAUCCAACUCAUGGAGAAGAGCAUCGAGCAACUUAGUUUCAAAGCUGGAGGGGCAGAUUCUAUACUUCAGAUUACGGAUCUCAGGCACUCGCCAGGGCCAGAAAGGGAGGAGUUCCGUUCAGUCCACAAAAGGGCCUCCACAUUGAUUCAAGCCAAUUACCCUGAGCUCAUUCAAAAGCAUAUUUUGAUAAAUGUUCCAUUUUGGUACUACACAUCCCGUUUUCUAACAUCCAGGCUCAAGCAUCAGAGAGGUAAAAAGAAGGUUGUUCUUGCUAGACCAUCAAAAGUCACAAAAACCCUUCUAAAGUACAUAUCCUCUGAAAACCUUCCAGUUAAAUAUGGUGGUCUGAAAAGAGAGAAUGAUACCGAGUUUUUUCCAGAGGACAAAGCUUCAGAGUUAAUUGUCAAACCAAAUUCAGCUAGCUGCAUCCAAAUUCCAGUCAUUGAGGCCGGGGUAACAAUUGUAUGGGACUUUACUGUGGUUGGAUGGGAGGUGACAUGUAAACAACAGUUCAUCCCAGACGACGAGGGAUCAUACGAAGUUCUGCUCAGGAAGGACAAGGAGAAGAAAAUGGGUGACAGUGUUAGGAAUUCUUUUUACAUAAGCGAACCAGGGAAGAUUGUAAUAACCAUUGACAAUGCAACACUGAAGAAGAAAAGGGUGUACUACAGAUCCAAAGCCAAACCCACCGCACCGCCCUAUAUCAUUUUCAAGAAACAGCUUUAACCUUCGGUUUAAUUCAGUCAUGCCAAUUCUC